This is a messenger RNA of Cyprinodon variegatus (sheepshead minnow), 3905 nucleotides long. RefSeq names its product EYA transcriptional coactivator and phosphatase 4 (gene eya4). Gene Ontology annotation, molecular function: protein tyrosine phosphatase activity. Gene Ontology annotation, cellular component: nucleus. Gene Ontology annotation, biological process: cell differentiation; negative regulation of extrinsic apoptotic signaling pathway in absence of ligand; positive regulation of DNA repair. The coding region runs from base 372 to 2339 and encodes 655 amino acids. Lineage: Eukaryota; Metazoa; Chordata; Actinopteri; Cyprinodontiformes; Cyprinodontidae. The transcript is spliced from 19 exons. The record is from RefSeq and is a predicted model, not a curated record.
AAUGUCCAAUAUCCCCUAAACGCGCCUGGUGCGCAAACUUGGACGCCGACUGAAAAUAAUGUUUUUUCCCCUUGGAAGCGAACUUACCACCGAAAAAGAAGUUAAGAAACCGAGUCAGGGUUUUUCCACGUGUUUAGAUUAGUCUGAAAUACUUUUUUUUUUCUUUCUGUCUUAGUGCUGGAGUCUUAAUGGCCAGCUUUGACUGGGAGCUUUGAUCCAGUCAGUGACAGCCUGCAAACAGCAGGGAGAGCUGCUGCGAGCGCAUCCCGUUUGUUAUGAGCGCCUCCGAGCUGUGAGAGAAUAAUCUGGGAACUCAUUCUGUGCUGGAACACUUUUAACGCAGCGGGUGGCAAAUCAUAGCCAGAAAAGCCAUGGAGGGCUCACAGGACCUCAGCGAACAGAUGGUGAAGAAAUCACACAGUGAAUCUCAUGUUCCAGACCCUUCAGACACCAGGUCUAUGGAAAUGCAGGACCUAGCCAGUCCUCAUAACCGCGUGGGAACCGGAGACUCAACAGGCUCCAAACUGGACAAGAACAACCUUGGCAGUCCGUCUAUCACCACUAAUGGAACAGGAGGUGAAAGCAUGACCAUUCUAAACACGGCUGAUUGGCUGCUGGGCUGCAGCAGCCCGCCCCCUGCCUCGGGUUCCAAGGACUAUGUAAAAACAGAGCCUUUAAACAGCAGUGAUACGGUCACCACCACAGGCGACACGGCAUUGGACACGUAUGCCAGCUCAGUAAUAACCAGCAGCGGAUACAGCCCCCGUUCAGCUCAUCAGUACUCUCCUUCCCUCUACCCGUCAAAGCCCUAUCCUCACAUCCUCUCCACACCACCAGGUCCUGCUAUGCCAACAUACGCUGGCCAGCCUCAGUUCAGCAGCAUGCAGCAGUCCACUGUUUAUACUGCUUACUCACAGACAGGACAGGCCUAUGGACUUUCCACCUAUGAUCUGGGUGUGAUGCUUCCUGGGAUAAAGACGGAGAGCAGCCUCACCCAGAGUCAGUCUCCACUGCAGACUGGCCUCAGCUACAGCCCAGGCUUCACCACACCUCAGCCCGGACAGACUGCCUACUCACCCUAUCAGAUGCCAGGGUCCAGUUUCACUCCUUCCUCAGGCCUCUAUGCCACCAACAACUCUGUAUCCAACCCUGCCAACUACACUGCCACACAGCAGGAUUAUCCCUCAUAUACGACGUUUGGCCAAAACCAGUAUGCGCAGUAUUAUUCUCCCUCCACUUACGGAUCGUAUAUGACCUCCAACAGCGUGGAUGGCACGGGUUCCUCGGCAGCCUACCAGCUGCAAGAUCCUGCUCCUGCCAUGACAGGACAGGCUGCUGAGAUUCACCCAGGGGACUUUGAUACAGUGCAGAGCCCCUCCACACCUAUCAAAGAGCUGGACGACAGAGCCUGUCGGAGUGGGGGGUCCAAGUCUCGCGGCAGGGGCCGCAAAAACAACCCUUCUCCUCCCCCUGACAGUGACCUAGAGAGAGUGUUUGUGUGGGAUCUAGAUGAGACGAUCAUUGUCUUCCAUUCUCUGCUCACAGGAUCCUAUGCACAGAAAUAUGGCAAGGACCCUCCAAUGGCAGUAACACUGGGCCUGAGGAUGGAAGAGAUGAUCUUCAACUUGGCUGACACACACUUAUUCUUUAAUGACCUGGAGGAAUGUGAUCAGGUACAUAUUGAUGAUGUGUCAUCAGAUGACAACGGCCAAGACUUAAGUACUUACAGUUUUGCAACUGAUGGCUUCCAUGCAGCUGCAACCAGCGCCAACCUGUGCCUGGCUACGGGGGUCCGUGGUGGGGUCGACUGGAUGAGGAAGCUGGCCUUCCGCUACCGACGGGUCAAAGAGUUGUAUAGCACAUACAAAAACAAUGUAGGGGGUCUGCUUGGCCCUGCUAAAAGAGAUGCCUGGUUGCAGCUCAGAGCAGAAGUUGAGGCUCUGACUGAUUCCUGGCUCACCCACGCACUCAAGUCGUUGUCCAUCAUCAGCUCAAGGAAUAACUGUGUAAAUGUGUUGGUAACAACAACACAGCUCAUACCGGCGCUGGCUAAAGUUCUUCUGUAUAGUCUUGGAUCUGUUUUCCCCAUUGAAAACAUUUACAGUGCAACAAAAAUAGGAAAAGAGAGUUGCUUUGAGCGCAUAAUGCAAAGGUUUGGCAGGAAAGUAGUGUAUGUUGUUAUUGGGGACGGUGUAGAAGAGGAACAGGCAGCCAAAAAGGUAACGGACCCACAACCUUACUGUGACAUCCCUCCAAUCCGCCCAAGUCUGCACAGCGUGAGCUCUGAGUGGACAACAACUGCCUUUCUUUGCUGCAGCAGUUUUUGUGUUGGUCUUUGACUUUCUCUGGACUACUGGCUUCUUUUUUUUACAGUGUGCUGGGAUAACUUCGCUGCAACCAUUACAAUGAAUACUGAAGAAUAAAGCUUGAAUAAUUGAGUAUGCUUUGGCAAUUCAAUCUAAAACAUUUUGGCAAGGGAACAGAAUUUAUAUAUCAGGUUACAAAAGUUUAGACUUUUAAAAACUUGAGGGUGAGAUUUUCUCUUGCUCUGUGUACUUAGGCUAAAAUGGCAGAAGGGUUUUAGCUUUUCCUUGAUUACUAGAUUGAAAAAUGUUCUAUGCAAAACACAGUCAUACUGUAAAAGCUAGAUAUCUUUCAUUUAGACCUAAUUUCAAUUUUAAAACUACAGUUGGAAAGCCACGACAAGAUUGUAAGUCAGAUCUUUCAAGCUCAAAAAAACAAGCACACCACAGUGUGAUUUACCAAGGAGUAUAUUUCAUCAAAGUGAAAGAAAACUAUUAGCUGUUAAUAAAAUUGAUUUCGUCAUUAUGUUCCCGUUGUGUUUGAAGGAAAUAAGUGAUAGUGCCAUGUGUUGAUGACAGGAGUUAGCAAUAAAAUAUUAGCAGAACUCACAGAUUUUCCAUCUUAAAAUUAAAACAGUCAAAUUCAGUAUUUAGUUAUUACCUGGUGUGAGGUGAAUUUAAUACGAUGGAAUAAAUCAAAAUCAGCUUCUCUGUUUUUCUCAGCAGAGUGGGAUCUAUUUGACACAAUUAGUUAUCAAGUAUUUUGAAAUAACUGUUUAGGACUGGGAAUAAAAUUUUCUACUGAAUCAGUAGAAAUUAAUGUUCAUUCUUUUAAAUUUAGCCAUUUAUAUCAUGCUUGUAGUGUGAAACUGGUAUUUUAAUGUUUUUUUAAAGGUUAUGCGCACUACAGAUGUCUUUUUUUUUUUUUAAACCAGCAUCUGGAGCAUGUUUCUGCUCAGUUUAAGUGACAGCCUGCCAAAGUGUACUCAACAGCCAAGCUUUGAAUGUGUUUAGAGCUAUAUGCUGCUUUUGAUCCGGUGAUGUCACGCCUUUUUCUAAUUUCUGCUACAGUUGAAUACAAAAGGGAAAAGUUUUUCUUUACCAUAGUUGGACAGAGAAUUUCGUUCUGAAUACUUUCCAGUUUGGGGUUUUAUUUUUGAUGCUUGGAAUUGGGAUUUUUGUUUUUAAGAUGGGGAAAUGUUCUUGUCACUUUCUUUUUUGUGAGCUAGAAAAAAAUAAAAAUAAACGUCCAAGUUUCUGUGUGCUGGCACAAAUAACAGGUAGCUAGUUUUGCCGUUUUCCACAUGAAAUAGCAAUUUGAAGAUUUUAAAAACAUUCUGAGAAUGUCGAAAAUACAAACCAGCUGAUCACCUAAAGUUGUGUGCAGGAAAGAUUUACUUACAACUUAAUUGCUUCAGGUUGGAAAAAAUUAAUCUGAGCAUACUUUCAUGUAGAGCUAUGCAUAUAGAUUUAUUAAAUACCAUUAAAAAAAACACUUUUUGGUUGAUUUCACUGAACCUGAGAACAGAGCUUAGUAUGAUUUGUCAUUACCAAUACAAGACAUUUAUAUAAAGUUGUAAAUUGACGUUUUAUUAGCAAAUA